AUGGGGACAGUCAACGGUGGAACCAUUAUCAGCUUCACACCACAACCUUCUUUACACGCCAUAAACAGCCGAAUGCCUUCGCAUCAUCAUCCAAACGGUUGUGCAAACUUUACCUUUCAGAUACCUUCAAUCGCAAAUGCUGCAAAGAAAAAUACAAAUUCAGCUGAAAGAAGAGCCAAUCACAACGCUGUCGAACGGGCACGACGAGAAUGCUUAAACACAAAAUUUCAAGAGCUUGCCCACGCUCUCCCUUCUUUAGCGCAAGUUCGUAGACCUUCAAAGUCAAUAAUUGUGCAAAAAUCUCUAGAUUUUAUUUAUAAUGCCCGUAAGAAAGACGAAUUGCACGAUAAGGAGAUGCGAAGCAUUCGCAACGAAAAUGACUUAUUACGUGAGGAAAUUAAUAAAUUAAGAGAGAAGUUAGGAUUAGAACCUAUUCCGCCACGCGAAGAAUCAAAACCAUCUACAUCUCAAGCUGAUGAAGUGAAGGAGGACGCUAAAAUCAGCAGCGGUAAAAAUCAAAAUUCACCAGAGAUAAAGAACGAAGCUGAUAAUAACACCACCACAACUACCAAUGCACAAGAGUCAAUAAAGUCCAUUGAUAUUCAAAUAAAAACAGAAGAAUGUCGUUCUGACGAUGACAUCAGUAAUGGGAACACUGAGGAAGAUUACGACUUAGAAACGUCAGAAGUGAUAGACAGUAAAAAUCCCGAAAUAAACCAGCCCAUCGAAACUCAUCAUCACCAACAACAACCAUGCUUAUCACCAUAUGAGUUGAUGUAUCCCGCUUCCAUACUUGAACAACACAAUUUUCCACCAUCAGAAUUUAAUUAUACGAUGGAUAUACCUAUAGAACAUCAUAUUGUUGACCCAAAUACCUUACAUCUACAAUUUGAUCAGCAUCCAGAUCAAUUAAAUGAAGAUUUAUUCUGCGAUUUCCAAUAUCAACAAAAAAUGUAUCCCUCACCUCCGUAUGAAGCAGCUAUGUUAGAUAUGACUCAAAUGUCGUGGGAUAAUAUGUAG
Rhizophagus irregularis DAOM 181602=DAOM 197198 is the source of this 1020-nucleotide messenger RNA. The record is from RefSeq and is a predicted model, not a curated record. Lineage: Eukaryota; Fungi; Glomeromycota; Glomeromycetes; Glomerales; Glomeraceae.